Ilex paraguariensis (yerba mate) is the source of this 1254-nucleotide messenger RNA. The record is from the annotation of a GenBank genome assembly. NCBI's taxonomy places the organism in Eukaryota, Viridiplantae, Streptophyta, Magnoliopsida, Aquifoliales, Aquifoliaceae.
AUGGAGGGCCACGGCGGUGGUGGUGGUGGGGGUGGCCAAGUGAGAAGACUUCACAUCAUUUACCUUCUCAGUCGAAACGGUCGUAUUGAACAUCCCCAUCUUGUUCGUGUCCAUCAUCUCUCUCGCAAUGGUGUUCGAUUGAAAGAUGUGAAGAGAUGGCUUUCAGAAUUGCGAGGGAAGGACAUGCCUGAAUCAUUUGCCUGGUCAUACAAGAGGAGGUACAAGACAGGGUAUGUAUGGCAAGACUUGUUGGAUGAAGAUCUUAUUACUCCAAUCUCGGACAAUGAAUACGUCCUCAAGGGAUCCGAAAUUCUCUCCACCACCUCUAACAAUGCGGAUCAUUCAUACGAUGGAAAGAAAACUUCCAUGCAAAAAGAGCCACCUCUUGAGGAUCAUGAGGCCAAACCACACAAACUAUCAUCAAAAGACAUAAAUGGAGAACACCCAGAGGCUAAAAUGGGAGUGACAACAAAAACAACAUGUGAAAUCGAAGAAGAUUCGCCUUCAUACAACUCCGAGACAUCGGCAUUAACGGACGAUUCCAUCAAGCUCGAAGAUGACAACCGUUUGGACACAGCCAAAAGAGAAAUAACAGAUGAACAAAGCCACACAUUUGAGGAUGAUUCUUCUUCUUUUUAUUCAACUCUCUUGAACGACAAAAACAAGAAGGGCAAUGGUGACAAACCGGGAAAUAUCGGUACACCAGCUUCGUCGAAAUCAUCGUCGUUCAGGAUUAGAAGGAGCUAUUCAGGUGGAGCAUCUCACAUGUUUAGGAGUUUGAUCACCUGUAGAGCUGUGGAUACUGAUGAGUCGGCCAUGGUGAUGAUCAACAGGAGCAAUAAAGCUUCUCUGAAUAUUCCUGCUAAUAAGGGGUAUAGUAAGAUUAUAAAGGGAGAGAAGUUGGGAGGAUCUGAAAGGAUCUUUGGGACUCCAUGGAACCAACAGCAGCAUAGUCGCAGGAAAAGCUGUGAUGGGGUGGAGGAUAAAAGGAAGAAUAAGAAGAGUGAAUUCAGCAAGGACAAAACAGUCUCUGCAGCUUACAAGCCUAUCAACGGACCGACAUGCUCGCAAUGUGGGAAGCAAUUCGGGCCAGAGAAACUGUACACACACAUGAAAUCAUGUAGGGGAAUGAAAGUCUUUGCCAAGGGUUCAAGUCCUGUUUUUUCUUCUGCCACAGCUGAGAAGGCGCCGCGGAAAUCAAUGGAUUCUUCGUAUCAGGAUUCAGUUUCUCGCUAUUACUUGACUAAUCACUGA